Ustilaginoidea virens is the source of this 1092-nucleotide messenger RNA. RefSeq lists its product as uncharacterized. The record is from RefSeq and is a predicted model, not a curated record. Gene Ontology annotation, molecular function: 2-oxoglutarate-dependent dioxygenase activity. NCBI's taxonomy places the organism in Eukaryota, Fungi, Ascomycota, Sordariomycetes, Hypocreales, Clavicipitaceae. Bases 1 to 1092 code for a protein of 363 amino acids. The transcript is spliced from 2 exons.
AUGUGCGCACAUGGCGUCGUCGUCGUCGUCGUCGUCGUCAUGAAAGGAGGGACCUCGUCGACUGCCUCGUUGGCCGCAUCACUGACCGCGUCACAGUGGAAAUCGCGAUUUCAGCGCUCCAGCUGUCGUAAACCACUGUCCCUGCUGUCUGUCGCUGCUGCGAAACCAUGUCCGCGAGCAUGCUACGAUAUUCAACAUUUCCAGCAAGAAGCCCUGAUCCCUAAAAGGCCCUGUGUGUUUCCGAGGGAUGCUGGUUCACCAACCCUGCGCCUCCCAGCUCUGAGCAGGUGGUUCAGUGAAGCUGCGUCGCCUGCAGCUGGCCACCUUUCACUCUGGUCAUACUUGUCGGCUGAAAAUUCCUCCAAUUGGCUCUUUCCGUAUGAGCUGUUCAGACCAUCAGAGAGUCUAGAUACAUUCUCCCAAUUUCUCGACUCGCUGAUGAGUAGCACCGAGGUGACGGACCAGAUCAUGGCUGGUGUUUUACAGUCUGCAGUCCCGAAACGAACAGAGCACGAGUUUUUCCAAGUCCACGCCCCCUUAAGGCUUCUCCGUAAAGCUCUCGAAUUCAAUGCCUCCCGAAAACCGGGCGCCGCGAGUCCCCUCAGCUUGUACAUCGCACAGUCUAGUCUUUCUGACCUUCCUCAACCCAUGCAGGACGAUUUGCCGGUGCCUGAGCUUGUCCAGCGGGCUGGCAGGGGAGACGUAUAUAGCUCGUCGAUAUGGCUGGGUACCCAACCAACCUACACACCGCUACAUAGAGACCCAAACCCCAAUCUUUUCUGCCAACUUUACAGCCAAAAGUCUGUACGGCUCUUGCCCCCCGCCGUUGGCCACCGGGUUUUUCACGAGGUUCAAGCUCGGAUACAGCGGCGCGGCAAUAGUCGCAUCAGAACCACAGACAUGAUGGAGGGAGACGAGAGAAGGGCCCUUCACGAUGCUGUCUGGGAAGCCAGCCCGCCCACCGAUCAAAUGUACCCAGUUAGUUUGGAUGCCGGUGAUGCGCUCUUCAUACCCGAAGGUUGGUGGCAUUCUGUGAAAAGUGGAGAAUCCGACGGUAAACUUAAUUGCUCUGUCAACUGGUGGUUCAGAUGA